AUCAUAAUUUGUGACGUUUUUACGGUGCCAAUGUUUUAAUGAUAAAACGCUUUAAUGUAUCCGUUAAAAAUUGUUCAGUUGUGCGGCUUAAAAAUGAACGGUUCGCGCCUUUUGUGAAGCCAAUCGUUCGUGGAGGUGACGUCUUUGAUGACAUUAUCAUUCUGACAGUCAUACCAUUAUGGAACGUCACCAAAAUGGUAUGGAUGUGUGGGUAGGACAGGGCCGGGUGAAUCAGCUAGGAGGGCUGUUCAUCAACGGACGACCGCUGCCGAACCACAUUCGGCUGAAAAUUGUAGAGAUGGCGGCGGCGGGAGUGCGGCCAUGUGUUAUCUCACGGCAACUCAGGGUCUCACACGGCUGCGUCUCUAAGAUCCUUAAUAGGUACCAGGAGACGGGGUCAAUCAGACCAGGCGUCAUCGGAGGCUCCAAACCGAGGGUGGCGACGCCUGAAGUCGAAGCGCGAAUUGAAGAACUGAAACGCCAAAACCCAGGAAUCUUCUCAUGGGAAAUAAGAGAGAAGUUAAUAAAGGAGGGGGUGACAGACCCUCCUAGCAUUUCGUCCAUCUCCCGACUACUGCGCGGCGGCUCCCGGGACCCUGACGGGAAGAAGGACUACAGCAUUGAUGGUAUACUAGGAGGUAGAGGUUCAGAUUCCUCUGACAUUGAAUCAGAGCCAGGGUUAACGCUGAAGAGGAAGCAACGCCGCUCCCGCACCACCUUCACAGGCGAGCAACUAGACGCUCUAGAAAGAGCUUUUCAUAGGACACAAUAUCCAGACGUCUAUACAAGAGAAGAACUGGCAUUGCAGACUGGAUUGACGGAAGCCAGGAUUCAGGUUUGGUUUUCCAAUCGUCGGGCUCGUCUUCGUAAACAUACCGGUUCAAAUACUGCUCAGACACUAGCUUCCUACUCUACGAUACCCAUGCCACAAAUACCUUGUCCCUAUCCAGCGGGAGAAAUACCCAGUCUGUCACAACAUCAUCCUCAACACAGUGAUAGUUGGCAUCAUCAGAAGUAUGCCAACUAUAAUCACUUAAUGGCUCAAUCUCAACAUUUAAAUCAAGCAUUCCAAAGCGCUGCUUUCCCCAGUACAUCAGGUGCAACAUUCGGUCAUCUCGUCUCUGGUAGUAACGGACCACCUCAUAGUCAAAUAUUAGAUCCAAACAUCCCAAGAAACGACUAUCCACGAUAUGCUAACAACGAAAUUUACAACAAAACUAUAAACUAUCUACCCAAAGAAAAUGAAGGCGAAGAUAAAGUCGCAGAAGAGGUUAUAGAGCCACGAGACGAGCCUUUUGUUAAAGCGACACCGAGUGACUAUACCAAGGAGUUACCAGGUACUGAAUACCCUAAAGUUCCUACGGAUUAUUCUAAAGUACCAAUAGACCCAACAUCUUCUACCAAUUGGAGUCCAUCACACAGUUCUUUGAAUAUGAGCUUAGGCGGUAUAUCAAGCGAAUACAAGUAUAUGAAUGAUCCAUAUUCAUUCCCAAACAUGGCGGAUCCUCUCAACCAGCACAGUUACCCUAAUCCUCCGCACGCAACUAACAAAUAUUGGAUUUGA
Messenger RNA from Papilio xuthus (Asian swallowtail), 1564 nucleotides. RefSeq names its product paired box protein gooseberry-neuro. Gene Ontology annotation, biological process: regulation of transcription by RNA polymerase II; anatomical structure development. Gene Ontology annotation, molecular function: RNA polymerase II cis-regulatory region sequence-specific DNA binding; DNA-binding transcription factor activity, RNA polymerase II-specific. The transcript is spliced from 6 exons. The record is from RefSeq and is a predicted model, not a curated record. Lineage: Eukaryota; Metazoa; Arthropoda; Insecta; Lepidoptera; Papilionidae. The coding region runs from base 179 to 1564 and encodes 461 amino acids.